Molecule: messenger RNA, 584 nt
Organism: Saccostrea cuccullata (small rock oyster)
Lineage: Eukaryota; Metazoa; Mollusca; Bivalvia; Ostreida; Ostreidae
Product: cdc42 homolog
Exons: 2
Coding region: 1-567 (188 amino acids)
Biological process (GO): endocytosis; Cdc42 protein signal transduction; establishment or maintenance of cell polarity
Molecular function (GO): GTPase activity; protein kinase binding; GTP binding
Source: RefSeq, a predicted model, not a curated record
AUGGUUGUCUUGGAAAAUAAAUUUUCUGUACAGUGUUCCCUGGUGGGUGAUGGAAUGGUGGGGAAAUCUUCCCUCGCUAAAGCCAUCACAGGACAAGGCCUGGAUGAUGGAUAUAUCGCCACAACGGAGGAUAGUUACUCUGCUUCUAUCACAGUGAAAGAAGAUACUUACUCUUUAAAUAUUUUGGAUUUAUCAGGACAGCAUGAUUACGAUGGUGUAAGGACACAGGAUUAUAGGGACAAUGACAUAUUUGUCGUCUGCUUUAGUGUAGUUGAUCGCGAAUCCUUGGAGAGUGUUCAGGAUUUCUGGAUUCCGGAAAUCCGUCAGAUCGAUAGAAAACGUCCUAUCAUAUUGGUGGCAACUCAGACCGAUCUGAGAGUGGAGUAUUCCGAUUCCGUUACAAAAUCAGAAGGAAAAAAUCUUGCGAAACAGAUAUGUGCUUUCAGUUACGUAGAGUGUUCAGCAGCACGAAGAACUGGCGUUAAAGAUGUUUUCGAACAGGUUGUGAUGGCGUCUCUAAAGAACAGGAAGCGCCGAAGUCUCAUCAAGCGAAUGUUUGGUCGUUGAAUACUGCUCUUGAUGAA